Molecule: messenger RNA, 1963 nt
Organism: Xiphias gladius (swordfish)
Lineage: Eukaryota; Metazoa; Chordata; Actinopteri; Istiophoriformes; Xiphiidae
Gene: ddost
Product: dolichyl-diphosphooligosaccharide--protein glycosyltransferase subunit (non-catalytic)
Exons: 11
Coding region: 45-1445 (466 amino acids)
Cellular component (GO): oligosaccharyltransferase complex; endoplasmic reticulum membrane
Source: RefSeq, a predicted model, not a curated record
AAGUUAAGUCGACUGCUAACGCUGACGUCCACUUCUGCAGCAAAAUGGCGUCGUUGACAGCAGUCAUGCAGACAAACCGGUCCGGUUCUAAGUCAUCGUACAAGAAACGGACCGGUAUGAUGGCCCAAAGGAGGUUUAGACUUGUGGACAACAUUGUCCUUCUAUUCCUCACUUUAACCUCCAUGUUGCAUUGUGUUCUCGCUGACGGUAAGACGUUGGUUCUGCUGGACAACCUCAACAUCAGAGACACCCAUUCAAUGUUCUUCCGCAGUCUGGCAGAUCGUGGCUUUGACCUCACUUUCAAGACAGCUGAUGAUCCCUCCCUAUCUCUGAUCAAAUAUGGCCAGUUCCUGUAUGACCAUUUAAUCGUCUUUUCACCAUCAGUUGAGGACUUUGGAGGAAAUAUAAAUGUUGAGACUAUUACAUCCUUCAUUGAUGGUGGAGGCAAUGUCCUGGUUGCUGCCAGUUCAGAUAUUGGUGAUCCUCUGAGGGAGCUGGGCAGUGAGUGUGGCAUUGAGUUUGAUGAGGAGAAGACCGCUGUCAUUGACCAUCACAACUAUGAUGUGUCUGAUCCUGGAGAGCACACUCUGAUUGUCGCUGACCCAGAGAACCUACUGAAAGCUCCCACUAUUGUCGGCAAACCCACCAAUAAACCUGUUUUAUUCAAGGGUGUUGGUAUGGUGGCAGACCCAGACAACCCUCUUGUCCUGGACAUCCUUACUGGCUCUUCCACCUCUUACUCCUUUUUCCCAGACAGACCCAUCUCUCAGUAUCCCCAUGCUGUUGGCAAGAACACCCUGCUGAUCGCUGGCCUUCAGGCCAGAAACAAUGCCAGAGUGGUUUUCAGUGGCUCACUGGACUUCUUCAGCGAUGCCUUCUUCAACUCUGCUGUGCAGAAGGCCACACCCGGCUCCGAGAGGCACGAGCAGACAGGGAAUAUGGAGCUGGCGGAGGCUCUGUCCCGUUGGGUGUUCAAGGAGGCUGGAGUCCUCAGGGUGGGAGCUGUUACCCAUCAUCCUGUGGGAGAGACCACUCCCCCUGCAGCGUACACCAUCACUGACCUUGUGGAGUACAGCAUUGUCAUCGAGAUGUUGUCCGAGGGCCGCUGGGUCCCCUUCGACGGAGAUGAUAUUCAGCUCGAAUUUGUGAGGAUCGAUCCCUUCGUCAGGACUUACCUCAAGAAAAAUGGAGGUAAAUACAGCGUCCAGUUCAAGCUGCCUGAUGUGUACGGCGUAUUCCAGUUCAAGGUGGACUACAACCGACUGGGAUACACGCACCUCUACUCCUCCACCCAGGUAUCAGUGCGUCCCCUGCAGCACACUCAGUACGAGCGCUUCAUUCCCUCAGCCUACCCAUACUACGCCAGCGUCUUCUCCAUGAUGACAGGACUCUUUGUCUUCAGUAUAGUCUUCCUGCACAUGAAAGAGAAGGAGAAGUCAGACUAAUGCAGAGAAAACAACGGGGAAAGGAAAAAUGAGAUUAUAGAUUUGAACUUCUGGUGUGAAGAGUUGAAAUUGAAUGUCUUGAUGGCUUGAAUCUUCACGCAGGGACUUGGACUGCAGUCCUCCAUAAAAAUACAGUUUCUUUUCGGUUAUUGGAACGCUCAACUAAUCGGGGUGUCGAGGCCAAAAGGGGUGCUGGCUGUAAUGCAAUGCACCUUUUUUUUUUUUUUUUUUCUUUUUACUUUGAAAUCACUCAAAGACCUGUAUACGUUCUGAAGUCAGUCAGUGUUUUUUUUAUAAAGUUGCUUUACAUUUGAUAAAAUGAUCUCCUAAGUAGAGCACUUGCCUUGGAACAUGAAAGAAAUCCAUAUAAAAAUUUGGACCCACAUUUUCUCAAUCAGGAAAGGUUAUUGUGGUAACUACAUGCACUGAAAAUGCCAACUGUUGUUUUUUUUGAAAAGACUUUUGAUGUGUUUCCAAAAAAGCUGGAGUCAUCUUAACAAUAAAAAACUGACAUUCCA